GGUUUCUGGUGCUUGCCGCCCUCCUGUUGCCUCUCUGUCUAGCCCAAGUCUAGAGACAGAUGGAUAACGCCAAUCCGACUGUGCAUAGCACGACAGCGAACGUCGGUCUCAAGGCAGCCGAGUUCCUCGACAAGGAUCCGCUGUGGACAUUCGAUGACUCUGACGCAAGCACAGACGAGCUCGAAGAGCCGAUCGACGCAGAUGAGAUUUUCGACCUGCUGAGGUCCAUCACAGACCCUGAACACCCUCUCACGCUGGAGCAACUCGCUGUCGUCUCAUCAUCGCAGAUCACCGUCACUCACGGCGCAAGGCCACAUGUCCUCGUCGAAUUUACACCCACUAUUCCUCAUUGCUCGAUGGCGACACUCAUCGGCUUGACGUUGCGCGUCCGAUUACUCAGAGCCCUCCCAGAGCGAUUCAAGGUCGACAUCAGAGUCCGGAAGGGCUCGCAUCAAUCAGAGAAUGCAGUGAACAAGCAGCUCAACGAUAAAGAGCGGGUGGCGGCUGCCUUGGAGAACCAGCAUCUGCUCGGCGUCGUUCACCAGUGUCUGGCCACUGCAGAUCGACGAGGAGCACCCAUCGAUCGAUAGUCGUGCCGCACGCAACGUGUUGUAUGUGUCUCGCUCGUUGCCAUUUUACAUCUCGCCCGCCAAGAGUGCCACGACUGUGAUAUCGUCGAUCUUGCCGCCCGUCAGAUCCGCGUUACCGUGUCUGCGUGCUUCGAGCUCGAAUGGCGACUCUUUCGUCUGCGAGAAGCUACAAGCGCGGGCAUAUCGGACUAGCUGAUUCGCCAAGGUCUGCACAAAGUCCUCCUCACUCAUUUGGCCUUUGCAUGCUUUCGACACUGC
Mixia osmundae IAM 14324 is the source of this 848-nucleotide messenger RNA. RefSeq lists its product as uncharacterized. The record is from RefSeq and is a predicted model, not a curated record. The transcript is spliced from 4 exons. Gene Ontology annotation, biological process: iron-sulfur cluster assembly. The coding region runs from base 60 to 590 and encodes 176 amino acids. NCBI's taxonomy places the organism in Eukaryota, Fungi, Basidiomycota, Mixiomycetes, Mixiales, Mixiaceae.